Messenger RNA from Heterobasidion irregulare TC 32-1, 510 nucleotides. RefSeq lists its product as uncharacterized. The record is from RefSeq and is a predicted model, not a curated record. NCBI's taxonomy places the organism in Eukaryota, Fungi, Basidiomycota, Agaricomycetes, Russulales, Bondarzewiaceae. The transcript is spliced from 2 exons. The coding region runs from base 1 to 510 and encodes 169 amino acids.
AUGGUCGACACAGAGAACAAUGCGCAGCUUCCUGGACGACAUGUAUUGAGGGUUGGGACGUAUGGCAUCAUACUUUGCCUCGUUGUGGGCCGUGUCAUGGCUCUCUACACUCAAGGUGGUGGCAAAUCCAGUGCGCAUUUGUGGCAGGAAACAUCACUCAACAUCGGCGCAGCGUCGUACAUCUCUUUGCAAUCAUACGAGCCUUCACAUGCUGUUCUAUUCCAGGCUAUCCAUGGUCGUGUCGCUUCCAUGCAAUCUUAUACUUUUACUCACCUCCAUUCUGACUACUUCUUGUGUAUCCUACCCAAUGAUCCAUCCAUCAGCCAGGACAGGCGGCACAUACAUCUUGAUGAAGUCUUGCUCCAACUAUUCUCACAUUUGAAUAGAUAUCUCUUGAACCUCGUAGCAGUGGUCCAACGUCUCCAGGCCUUACGUUGGCGUGGGGCAGGGGGCAAGAAGGACAGUAGCGGCACAAGGAAGGACGGUGAUGGCUUGGUGCAUGAAGUAUAA